CUUUGAGAGAGGGUCUCACUAUGACUGGCCUGGAACUCAGAGAAAUCUGGCUGCCUCUGCUUCCUGAGUCCUGAGAUUAAAGGCAUGGACCUCCAAGUCUAGCUUACUUUGAGAUUAAUUUUUUAAAUUAUUUUUUGUGUGUGAAUGUUUUGCCUGCAUAUAUGUAUGUGUACCACAUACAUAGAGUUGCUGGAGUAGGUCAGAAGAUUGGAACUUGAGUUAGAGACAGUUGUGAGCCACCAUAUGGGUAUUAGGACUCAAAUCCAAGUCCCCUGGAAAAGCAGUCAGUGCUCUUUACCAUAGAGCCAUUUAUCCAGCUUUCACUUUGAGAUUUUAAAGUCAGUUUUCAUCUAUUAAUAUCACCAUCUAGCUGGGAGAGGUAGAGCCAGGUGAAUCUCUGUGGGUUCAAGUGCAGCCUGAUCUACAUAGUGAAUUCUAGGACAGCCAGAGCUACACAGAGAGAUCCCAUCUCAACCCCCACCCACCCCUUUCUAGAGGUCUCAAACCACAGUUUUCAGGCUAGACAGUUUGUAUUUCAGCCUUUGGCAUCCCAUUAUUGAUGUCUAAAUUCUGAGAUCAAUGUCUGGGAAUUUGCUGGUUUUAGUUUUAGAUCCAAAUUUUAGGAGCUUAAGUUUACCAUUUGGAAUUUGUGAUCCUCUAUUUAGUUUAGGGUUUUAAUUUAGAUUCCUGUGCCCAUAGUUGUGUCCUAUUUUAGGAUCUCUGGGUGCUUUAAAGAUGCACCAUGGGGGUGGGGAAGGGUGUACAUGAUUUGUCCCAUUCAUUCUGGAGUCCCGAAGGUCACUAAUAAUUUGUUUCCCUCUGUGCAGAUGUUGAGUUCCGGCAGAUACUUGUGUUUCCCUGAUGAGCUCAGAGCUAGUUCUUUGAGUCCUACUGACAGGAAGGAUAAGAAGAACCACACAAACAAGCUUCGAGAGCUGGCCUUGCUGAUCCCUGUGACCAUGAAAACCAGAAACAAGAAGCACACCAAGAAGGAGAUCCUGCUACGUGUCCUGCACUACAUCCAGUACCUCCAGAGAAGCAUUGAUGUGGCCAAGGCGUUGCUCAAGCUCCACAACAGCAAUAACAGAGGUGGAUUUGUGGGGCUGGGUCGGAAUCCAUCUGCCGGCCCAACCCGGAGGAGAAGCUCCACCCCCUCCAGCUCUCAGAAGUCACACCUUUGGGGAACCUGCUCGAGACCUCGAAAGAAGAAGUUCACCCGAGUGUCAGAGCGCCCAACCUGGCCCCAGAAGCCUCGCCACUCUCUGGCUCUGGACCAGUCUGAAAAUCUGGUCACUGCACACCCAGGUCAGAAGGAAGAAAACGGUGCCACUUACCCAAGAGAUCUCAGCCCUGGCACCCACCCUACAACUGCACCGUCCCUGUUGGAAGAUGAUGGAGGAGGGGCCCAGCUGGUGUUCCUGGACAUGGCUCAGAACAUUGUUGCCCAUGACAUCACAAGUGAUCAUGGUGCAGGGACCCAGGAUGGUGAGCCUGACAUUGACAUCAAGGCGCAGAGCAGGGUUCAGCGGUCCUAUUUCCUCACCAGGGCACAGCCCUGUCUCAGUGAGGCAGACAAAGAAGCCCCAGACACUGACCCCUGGCUUCCUGCGUGGACCUCAGAGGACAGCCCCAACGGGAGCCCACUGGCCUCGGGGUCUUCCCAGAUCAAUACCUGGCAUGUGACGAACUACCUGAGUGAGAUCUUAGGACUCAGCUCUUCCCUCUUCAGCUCCCCAAGCAAAAUCCUGCCAGAUCAUGUCCUGGAGGACGGAACCUACUUUCUGACUGAAGGUCUCUUGGAGUCUUCAGCUGCUGCCUGUGAACUGGAGGGUCCCCAAGAGAAGGACACACCCUCUGAGGGCCCCAGAGGCCCUCCUAACUCCGAGUCCUCAGUCUCACUGGACCACUGCUACCUAUCGCUGAGUGAGAACAUCAAGGUGCUGUCCAGCUGCAGCUCCAGUUCGGAGUCCACAGACACUGAGUCCCUGUGGGGACAGGAGCAGGCCAACCGUGAGGGCUUGCAGACCCCCAGUGAUGAGGACAGAGACUACACAUGGACUCCUACCCGACGGUCUUCUGGCCAGCUGGUAGCUGGCAAGAAAACCAAGAAGGUCCAGGCAAGCCAGGGCCCUGUGAAGCCCAAAGACAGCAGAAAAGCCUGCCCUGGCCAGGUGAAGAAAAAGUGUGUUAAUGGCUUCAUCAUGUUCUGCAGGAUGAACCGGAAGCAGUACAUUCGAGCCUGUCCUGGGACUGCAUCCACAGCUGCCACCAAGGAGCUGGCUCAGCUGUGGCGAAGAAUGACUCUGGAGGAAAGGAGACCAUACUGCACCAAGGCACGCAGGUUCAGCCGCCAACACAACCGCAUUGUGAAGCAGGAGAGCUCCAGCAGUGAGGAUGAGGAUGGGGAGACCCCCAAGCCCUUCUACCAGCUGCUGGCUGAGAAGGCCCAAGUGUCUUUGGGCCUGGCUGCACUGCUCUCCCUGCAUGGCCAGUGAGAGAGCAGCCCCUGCUGGGUCUGCCAUCUGCUUAGCUCCUAGGUCCCCCAAUGUUUGUUCCCUCUGGGCCUCAGCAGCCUCUGCUAAGGAUCCCCUGCCCAGUCCCCAACUCCUGGCACCAGAGAAGUGUAUUUACUGACCCAAGGCUGUUCUCUGCCUUGUGUACAGCCCUUCCCACCUGUUCUUACAGGAUGGGUGCCCCAGAUGAAAUGCAGAGCUCCCCUCUGCUUCCAGAAUCAUAUGUUUCAGCCAUUUGUUUUCAAUGCAUCCUUCCCUGCUCUAUUAA
Molecule: messenger RNA, 2781 nt
Organism: Peromyscus eremicus (cactus mouse)
Lineage: Eukaryota; Metazoa; Chordata; Mammalia; Rodentia; Cricetidae
Gene: Meiosin
Product: meiosis initiator
Exons: 13
Coding region: 765-2495 (576 amino acids)
Molecular function (GO): protein dimerization activity
Source: RefSeq, a predicted model, not a curated record